Dendronephthya gigantea is the source of this 942-nucleotide messenger RNA. Its product is annotated as scavenger receptor cysteine-rich type 1 protein M130-like. The coding region runs from base 1 to 942 and encodes 313 amino acids. Lineage: Eukaryota; Metazoa; Cnidaria; Anthozoa; Malacalcyonacea; Nephtheidae. Gene Ontology annotation, molecular function: calcium ion binding. The transcript has 4 exons. Gene Ontology annotation, cellular component: membrane. The record is from RefSeq and is a predicted model, not a curated record.
AUGCGAAGACACUUGGCUACCAACAAGGAAAAACAAAUAUAUGGGAAUGAUGCAGACUAUCUUGCUCUGGAUAAAAACAGGAAGCGAGUGUACGCGUACGAGGGAUGGGGAACAGUUAAUGCCAUAAUUGAAAUGGAUUACGAUGGCCGUAACAUCAAUCAAACAACUAAUUAUGGUUCAGCUGUUCUUAGUGGACGGAUGUCAGUGGACGUUGUUGGAGAUUUUCUUUACUGGAAAGAAAGAAGUUCACCCAUUGUCAUAAAAAUGAAUGUCACCAGCAAAGAUAUAUCUCGUUAUAUUCCGUUACCAAAAGGCUUCGUCGGGAUAAAGCUUCUCGUCGUAGACAAAGAUCGACAACCUGAAGGUGGAUGCCAAAAUAUUUCAUGUCGUCACGGCUACUGUUUGAAUAUUAAUGGUACUGAUAAAUGUCAUUGUGAUAAUGGCUCUAAAUAUGAUGGAGAGUCUUGCACAGAUAUUGAUGAAUGUUUAUCAUCUCCAUGCAUGAAUCUUACUGGUUUCUUGAAGUCAUGCAACAACACUCCAGGAUCUUACGUCUGUAUGUGCGAGAACGGAAUUUAUAUAAACGGAAGAGGAUGUGCAGCCAACUCUGAACUGAAAAUCAGAUUGAAUGGUUCAAGUAACAAUAUGAGUGGAAGAGUGGAAAUCUAUCAUCCAACACUUGGCUGGGGCACAGUGUGCCAUUUCGGCAACAGAGCUUUUUUGAUUGCUGAAGGUAACGUCACCUGUCGUCAGUUGGGUUUCUCUGGAGCAAAGGAGAUCAGACACUGGGCUCACUAUGGCGAAGGAAGUGGUCCUGUAUUGCUUUCUCGUGUUCAAUGCUCUGGUGAUGAAUCAUUCAUCUGGGAUUGCAGUCAUAAUGGAUGGAAUAAUCCUCUCUCUAUCUGCGGCCAUGGUGGUGAUGUCGGUGUGGAUUGCUACUAA